AUGUAUUUGCAUUACAAUUUAUUGAACUCUAUGGAAGGUUUUGUUCAAAAGGGUUCCAGUGAUUUUCGUUGGGUACUGAAAGCUCCUUGUUUGAAUGGGAUUAUUUCUCAUGAGGAUGACAAAUCAGAUGAACCCAAGUUUUAUUGUUUGCCGAUUGAAUUGACAACUUUGAAAGAGGCCUAUCGAUUGGUAUCGAUUCUGAGUUACGUAUUAGCGCCGCUUAUUGCCAGUCUUCAUACAUACUCACCUCCUGUUGCCCACCAUAUGUUUCGUAUUCUGUGUACUGCUAUAGAGUUAACCGAUAUACACGGCAAACAGCGAGCCUUAGAUGCAGUUUAUAAGGGUACUGACGCACUACUAAACUUGAGUUGUGAACCAGUUUAUGGAUCUACAAUAUUCAGUCAUAUAUACGUUGCUACCGGUUUUGUGGAUGAUUGUACAAGUUUGCAGUGUACGACUGUGCUUUGUUUACGUUUGCUUUGUAUUGCUGAACAACGUCUUGCAACUUCCAACCAACUGAGUUCUGAACACCUUCCUCAUCAGAAGUUGCUAAACACUAUCUGCGUUCAAGUACUAAACACUGAUUGGAUAAAGAAAUCCGAUCACCGAAAUCUUAAACUUGCUUUAGUAGAUUUUACUUCGUAUUACUUAUCUAACAGUCUUUUGUCGAAAGAGAAGAAUUCAAGUUGUCUUCACCUCAUUUCAAAUGUUGAUGAUGAACUGAGAAAAUUUCUUGAAGUUGGUGAACAUAGUACAGAUCCACUUUCACUUAUUAUACCGACUGAUAUGUUGGAUAUACAGUGUAAAUCAAUUGUCUCAAAAGUGUUGUCUUCCAGUGAUCCAGUCCAUAUAAAGGAGUUUCUUGAAGCGCUCAAGGUUAAGCACCCUGUUAGUGACAGUGUUACUCACGAUACAGUCAAAGAUUGGAUAGUUUUCACAAAGAUCUGGAGUGGUUUAUCGAAUUUUCUAAACCAUGUGGAACUGAAAGAUUUGAUCCAAAAGUUAUCCAUUGAAGCAGUUCACAUAGUAUUCGACUAUUUGACCGAAUCAAUUCACUUCACGCAUUCAACAUCAUUGGUUGAUACAAAAAAGGUUGCCAUUGUUUAUUUUGGUCUCCGUCUGCUAUCCAGUGCUGUUAUAACCAUUCAAGACUUCAGUGUUAAUGAUACAUCCGUUUUGAAGUCAUUGGUCGACUGGUUGAAGAAUUUGAAGGCAAAAGUGAAAUGCGAUGAGAAAUAUUGGAUAUAUUUGUGUGGAGCUAUAAUUUCAUUAUUAUGUUCGUUGAUACAUUGGUUUUCAACUGUGAAUGUAAUGUCUUCGGAGGAGUUAUCUAGCCUGAUAGUCGAUUUUAUUCUGAGCUAUUUACCACUGGAUGAUGCAAAAAUUACUCUUUGUUUAUCUGGUUUUCUUGAUGAUAUAUUGGUGUUAUCUGGGGAUGGAGGUUUCUGUCUUGCAGUCAAACAACACAUAUUUCUUAAACUGUUUAAACAAUUAAAAGCUGACCAGCACCUAACGAAAUCGAUGAUUCUACUUUUGUGUCGUUUGUCAGCUUGUAUUCUGUGCGCUGUUAACAAAUGUCCUAGUAAACCUUCAUUGUAUUGUACCAGGAACAGUCAUCGGGACUUUGGUUCUUCAAAUGCAUUAGUUUCAUCAACGGAUAACAAUUUGAAAAGUUUGGAAAGCUUGUUCCUAUUCGAACAUAUUGACUUCUUAUCUUAUAUGUUCGAUAAUUCUAAAUCAGAGAAAAUAGUUGAUGCCUUGAUGAAUGAUUUCGCUGUUUAUUUGGCAUCACACAUACAGUGGAACUUUUUAUCCAUUGAUCAAAUUCGAACGUAUUUGAUUCUUAUUUUGAAGAAUUUAUGUCGAUUUACACCACCUGUCGUUCGGAAAAUUUUUGAAGAUACAUCACAAAAUCUAUCCAAAGUAAAUUUAAAUUCAUGGAUAACUGUGCAUAAAACGGCUGUAGAAUUCUUAUGCACCCAGCUAAAUGAAAAGUCAGCUGAUUUGUCUGUUCUCACAUUAGCUGAAUAUCACAUCAUGAUAUAUGGAGCUUUAGGAUGUUGUCUAGCUAAUCGGUAUGCUGAUUUUAUGUUCAAUCGGAAGCUACAAAUUGAGAAUCAUGAGUUUUUCAGUGGACGUAUGUCUAGUGAAAUGCUUCCAAGUGGUUCAUCAUCUGUUACAUCUACUCAAUUGAUUGAUUUAUUUGUUUCGAUCCUAUCAACUCUGUGUCAAUUGGGUUUAAUGCAUCAAUACACGCAUGCAGUUUUCGGUUCUGUUUAUAUGCAGAUUCAGAAUCUUAUUUCACUACUUCGUUUGCCACGUGCUCAGGUUUUACGCCUUAGUGAUCAUCAGUUAGCCCAGGUGAUCGUUGAGCAUAUGGAUCAAUCCGUAUUUCAAACUAUGGAAAGCCUUUCUAGGCUUUUUCGUGUUGAAAAAAGAGUUUUAUAUAAAGAACUUAUUGCUGCUUUAUUUAUUGCUUUGGUUUUGCGUGGAAAUCAAGAAAGCCAUUUACGAAUUAGACAGCUUAUUUCAGAAGUGCCCUAUUUAGAUAGUAAAAAGGAUUAUGUUAGCAAAAUCGUACAGUUGUGUGUUCUCCCUGAAACUUUGGUGUACAUUUUCACACGCACAUCAAAAGAUGAUCAGGCUGUUCAUCUGGCGUUUCUAGAAGCUCAUCUCAAUAUGUCUAUAGAACGAAUUGCUCGACUGAAUGACAUCUCUCGUCUUAUGCAUCAGUUUAUUCUUCGAUUGUAUCCUUAUCGUGUAGGCACUUGUUUGGGUUUACGUUGGAUCUCAUCUCUUAUUCUUCCACAGUGUGGAACGCAAACUCCUGGACGUGUACCUGUUGGUGGAAGGAAUUUCGUUCUGGACAUUAUGUUUGCGGGAUACUGGCGUUUUUUUGAUAAUAUGUUGUUAAAUGAUGACGUUAUUCUUGAACAUCGUUGGACAGCUUUGCGAAGUUUGGUAGUAUUCAUACAACUUCUUGGUCCAAAUCAUGUCACUCGUAUGCGAGCAAAAUUCAUGGCCAACCUCAAAAUAUGCCUACGUUAUAAUACAUCGCCGUUUGCAAAAGUCGUCGUAAAGGCAUGGCGCAGCUUUAUACGUAUGUUAGAGCCAGAAUCACUCGAUGAAUUACUGCCAGAUUUGGGUGCUACUCUUGUUGGACUUUUGUCUAGUGAUGCUGAUCAAGUAGUGGAUUUAUUUCAUUAUCUUUUUUUAGAGAAAAGAGAACAACUUGGAGAUCGUUUAUCUUGCCUUUUCUUUCUGCCUCGUUUGCCUUCAUUGUUAACAUGUCAGCAAAUUUUGGAUGAUUUAUGUCCAUGGCGUGCAUCAUGUUUCACCAAUGAAAGUGGCCAUACAGAAAAGGAAAUGCAUCAACUGCUUUCAUCAUGGCUACCUGCUUUGACCCAUUCUAGCAGGUCUGUACGAAGGUUAACUUUAACUUCAGAAGUGAAUUUCGGAGCAAAUGAUCAGUAUGGCAAAGUUCUACGGUCUCGACUUUGGAUUUGCCCAACUUAA
Molecule: messenger RNA, 3516 nt
Organism: Heterobilharzia americana
Lineage: Eukaryota; Metazoa; Platyhelminthes; Trematoda; Strigeidida; Schistosomatidae
Source: the annotation of a GenBank genome assembly